Messenger RNA from Maudiozyma barnettii, 3846 nucleotides. RefSeq names its product Sip3p (gene SIP3). Bases 1 to 3846 code for a protein of 1281 amino acids. Gene Ontology annotation, molecular function: protein binding. Gene Ontology annotation, cellular component: plasma membrane; endoplasmic reticulum; cytoplasm. The transcript has a single exon. The record is from RefSeq and is a predicted model, not a curated record. NCBI's taxonomy places the organism in Eukaryota, Fungi, Ascomycota, Saccharomycetes, Saccharomycetales, Saccharomycetaceae.
AUGGUUCAUAGCGUUGAUGAUGAGGUUAGUCGAAAAAGACAGCUCAAAUUGAUCUCGGUAUCAUUCAAAGAAGCAUCCCUAGAUUCCCCAUCAUUUCGUGCAUCUGUCAACUUCUUUCAAACUAGAAUAGAGAUCUUUGAAGACAGAUUACAAAAGACAAUGGAUUUUUUUGAUCAUAAGUAUAGAGCAUCUUUUGAAGAUUUUCAAAGAACGAAAGAAAUUAUGAUGUCUCAAUUGUUCCCAUCUCCAGUUAUGCUAAGUAAUGGUAUGGUAGCUAAUCAAUCAAUUACACCUGCUUUGAUAGCUGAUUUUAACAAGGAUUACAAAGCAUUCUCUGAUAAAUUAAUGAAAAUCAUGAUAAGCGAAGGUAAUACACAUUCAGUGGCAUUAUUAGAUUUCAUGACAGAUGCUAUGGAACCUUAUAAGAAUUCUAGAAAGACAUUUGAAUAUUAUCAAAGUAAAUAUGACGAAAUGACAGAAAAUUAUCUAGCUAUUAAAGUCUCAAAUACAAACUUGGAACCAAAUGUAAUCAAACGAGAGGCUAUACAACUGUUUGAAGUUAGAAAAAGUUAUUUAGUGGCAUCUUUAGACCUUGUUGAAUCAAUGUCAUACUUAAAAUUAAGUUUUGAUAAAUAUUUGGCAGACUCAAUGGCUAUUCUGAGGACUAAUAAUAUGUUUCGAUUUAAGGAAUCAGGUAGAUCAAUAGAUUUAUGUCCUCAAGUUGAUGAUUAUUUUGAAGAUUAUUUAUGUUGGGUAGAAAAUGCAUUAGCUGCAGCAAAAACUUUAGAACCAGAUAUUCAUCAUGCAAAAAAAUUGAUCUAUGAAUAUGCAAUUCAUCAAAUACAACCAUCGCAAAACUUGGAUGAUUAUAAUGUGAAGAGUAUUAAUUCUGUAACCUUAACUCCAAAAAUACCAACUACACCAUUAAAAUCACAAGAAAAGAAUGGAUGGCUAUUUAUGAAAACUACAGUGGGGAAACCACCUAGAACCAUAUGGGUACGUAGAUGGUGUUUCUUACAGAAUGGUGUGUUUGGGAUGUUUUUAUUAGCCCCCUCGAAGAUAUAUGUGGAAGAGACAGAUAAAUUUGGUAUUUGUUUAACCUCAACAAGAUAUGAUAUGGAAGAAGAUAGGAAAUUUUGUUUUGAAUUGAAAGUUUUUAAUGGGAGUUCCACAAAGACGAAUUCUAAUACAUCAUACAAGACUUUAUCUGUUGUCCUUCAAGCUGAUAGUCUAAAAGAACUGAAAUCAUGGUUAAAUGCAUUCAGUUUGGGAAGGAAAUAUAUUGAUACUCUAGAAGAGGGAACUAAUGAACAUGAAUUGGCUUUUAAAAGGUUUUCACCUAGAUUCUUCGAGUUUGCUUCUAGUACAACAACCUCAGUCGAUCAAUUGAUUACGACAUUUGAUAAUACAACAAAAUCAUUGCUUUCUAAUCUUAAUGGAGCUUUCUCUGAAUAUGAGAACUUAACAUUGGGUGAUGAUAAACCUUAUGAAUUUCAUAUGGAUAUUACACCUAUUGCAACCAAGAUGUCUCAAUUAGCUAUUCUUUCGAAUUAUUGUUCUAAUGGUAGUUGGUUCCCUAACGCCAUCCUAGCUAAUAUUUGGGGUUCAACUAAUUGGACUGAAUAUGCAUUGUUUAAUAAUGCAAAUCAGGAUUCCAUGAAUGAUUCAGGAUUACCGAAGUCAUUAACCAUGGGCUCUCCUGUGAAAUAUCCACAUUAUUUUACUAAAGAGAUGAGGGUCACAGAUCUUCAAUUUAAAAGUGUCUUUUUCGCUGUGAAUAGUCAAUCCGUAUGCAAAAAUGAGCAAUACGCCUUAUUUAAGUUUAAUUCAUUUUGGUAUCCAAACUCAAAACAAAGAUUCUCGGCUAUAUGUUAUGUGACUGUAGAUUAUGUGUUUGCAUAUAUGAAUACCAUGGGCUUUAUAUGUUUGGUAAGAUUAGAUUUUGAGAAAAUCGUAUCAAUUGAAAUUGAUAAGAGCAGUCCUAAUCGGUUGAUUGUUUAUAAUGCCAAUGGUUUACAAUAUAAAAUACACGUUGUAUUUGAUGAUUGUAGAGCAGUGGCUGCGAAAUUGCAAACAUUGGUAGUAAAUAAUGCCGAAAAAUCGAUUAAAUCACAGGAGGCACUCUUGACCAAAUUCAAGGACAUUGAUGCAGAAUAUCAAGAGAAACAUGUACUAGAUAAUGUUAUUAAAGAGCAGAAAAAAAUCGAUGACAUGUUGAAUGCUGAUCUAUCCCAAGCUAUGGACAAAGAAAAACAAAAACAAUUACAAAAAGAAACAGAACAUGGUGAAACUGAAAUGGCUAGUCGUCUGGUCAAUAAUUCAUCCUUUUGGAGUAUGGGUGAAUCUGCUGAAAAGAUCCUAGAACGUAGAAAAGCAAUUCAAACAUCAUACAGUGUAAUGUAUAGACAUGAUUAUGAUAUUCCUAGCAAAGGUUUGAUGCAUAUUUUGUUUGGUGAUCAAUCUAAUGCUUUCCCAAGAUGUCUUUUCCUUGCAUAUAACAACUCUAAAAUGGAAAGUAAUACGUAUUGGAACAAAGAGACGUCUGCUAAUGGAGAUGUUUCAUUGGUUCGUAAGAUUAGUUUCCAGUUAAACACAACACAUAACAUAUUUAAUGGAAAGAUGGGUCUUAAAGAAAAGAAUUCUGAUCAUGUGGUAUCUUUAAGGCAAAGGAUUGUUAAGAUGGUAGAAAAUAAAUAUUAUGAAGUGGAUCAGGAACCUAUAUUUAUUAAAUUACCAUUCUGUCAUCCUCUAAGAAUUAAAAUGAAGAUAAUUAUUUUGGAACAAUAUGAUCCUGAGAAUCAUGUCGCAAGUAAAUUGCAAAUGCCAACUGCCGGGUCUAUGUUGAAUUUAUUCUACAAAGUCGAUUAUAUUGAUUCAGAGACAGAAAGUAUAGUAACUAAGAUCAAUCCAUUAGAAAAAUUGUUAAAACAUUGGACCAUAACAUUUACUGCUACUGAAUUUAUGUUAUUUAGAAGAAUCAUUAGAUAUUAUUUAGAAAGGAUUGGUAAGCAUGGUAAGAUAAUAAAGACAAUUAAGUUAUGUGGGUUAUUAGGCAUUACAAAAGAUUCGAUAAUGGAAGAGAAAGAAUCGCCUGCCAAUGGAUUAAAUUUUAAUGGGAAAGAUGAAUCUCAUGAUAAUAUAACAAGUAAAUUUGGUACAGUCAAUGAAAAAGAAAUCGCAGAUCAUAAUAUGGUAAAUUAUUCAUUGUUUAUAUUGGUUAGAGUUUUCAUUAAGAUUAUAUUUUACCGUUGUGCAAACCUUUUAUUAUUAUUAAUAAGAUUUGUAUUUGGGAUGGUGAUUGUUACAUGUAGAGCUUUCUCUAAUAUUAAUAGAAUCCUAUUAGGUAUAUUGCUAUUAUCCAUUAUUACAAACUUAUUUUUAAGUGGGAGAUCUACUGUAUCUUAUUGGACAGUCAAGAGGGCAGAAAGGACAUUUCAAAAUUUCGCAGAGAAAAAUAAUAAUAAUAAAGAAGCAACUAAACCGACAAGUAAGGCCAUUUCCAUCAAUGACUUGGAUAUUUUAACAAGUAACCUAGCCACUGAGCUAGAUAAUCCUGUUUAUUUGAAAUUUAACGAGGAUAUAUCCUCGAAGGAUCAUUCCUUCCAAGAGACAAGAACAGACCUUGCUGUAAGAAGAAAUCAACUUCUAGUAGAAUUAAAGAUAUUACAAAGUAUGGAAAGAGAGGUCGUACAAGGAAAUUAUAGAGAAUUCCUAUUGAAGGAAUUGGACAGUUGUAAUGUCGCCAAGCAUGAACUACCUGGCGUAUUUGAAAAUGACACUAACUUACAAGAGUAUUGUAUAUCCUGUUCUUCUGAGUUGGAAAGAUUAACACAAUUACUUCUAUAA